GGGGGAAUGCAGUAGACAUGACCAAACCGGACCGAGUUCCUGUCGAUCUCCGUCGGACCAAACCAAAGCUGUCGCUUUCCCCACUCACUGUGGCCGCCGGAGUCCCCAAUGCCGCCGUCGGCCGCCGCGGCCAGGCACCCAAGGGUGCUGCUGCCCUUCACCUCCGACACCCUGCGCAUCCCCGACGAGCUCGCCGCGGAGGUCGGCAGCGAUGAGGCCCUCGUCGUCGGCCCCACCGGCGGAAAGGCCAAGCCUUGGCGCGUCGAGGUCGGGUGGGACGGCGAUGGCGCGUUCCUGGGCCGUGGGUGGCCAGGGUUCGCGGCCGCGUGCGGCGUCGCCCCGAGGUGGCUCCUCGUCCUCCGCCACCGCGGCCACGGCGUGCUCUCCGUCAAGGGAUUCGACGCCGACAGCUGCCUCCUCAGGGAGCACGGCGCGCGGCCGCCACCACCAUCAGCAGCAGUUGAAGCAACCACGGGCAGCCAGGACACUGCCCGUAAGCUGCAGUUCCUCAGAGUGCUUCCAAAAGAUUUCAGGGAAAAGAUGCUAAUACCUGCUAAAAUUGUGCAAUACAUCCCCAAAGAGCAUUUGGACUACCGUAAGGCCAUUGUUUCUGGCCCCCUUGGCAAAGUUUCUCCCAUCGAGCUCGAGAUGAAUCAGUCAGGAGUGUUCUUCAGAGGUGGCUGGUCACAGUUUCUAGUGCUUCAUGGCAUCACUGAAGAUAAUUCUUUGCUGUUGAGGUAUGAGGGCAACAUGAUGUUUACAGUCAAGGUCUUUGAGGCAGACGGACACCAGAGAGAGUCUAAACAUAAGGACAUUGGAACGCAACAAGUAUCAACAUUACCAGAUAUUCGAGAGCGGCAGGAAGAAUCAUCUGUUUCCAUUCAGAAGCGUUGCAACAGUAAUUGGCUUAACAACGGUGGACAAAAGAUGCAAAAAGGUCCCAUUACUCGUCUAAAGAAGGCACCAUUAUGGAGGAAAUCUGUCUUCAAGAUUGGGCCGCCAUCAUGGAUAAAGAAGGAGAUAAAUGCCAACUCACUUAAAAGGGAACUUGCUUUGUCAGCAGCUUUCUGUGGUGCAAUUGGGCUGCCGGAACAUUGCACGAUCACGCUCAAGACCUCAAUGAGCAGUACCGAAUCCUGGCAGGUGCUUGCUCUCCCAUCGAAGAAGGGGAGCUACCAGCUUAGGAAUGGUUGGAUGAGGUUCUGCAAGGAGAACAGCCUCAAGAUAGGAGACAUCUGCACCUUCAAUGUCAUCGAGACCACAAUGUGGCACGUUGUUGUCACACGGUGUAAGGAAAAGAUGAAUCAGCUCUGUUAUCAGGAAUAUCCUUCUAUUUCCAGUCGGAUGCAUAUGAGCAAGAGCAAGUGGCCAAGAAGUAGAAGGAACAAGAGAUCAAAUGGCUCCAGGAGUUUUUUGAACAAGACAGCAUUUCACAGGAAAUCUUUCUAUGAGAUUGGGCCCCCAUCUUGGAUAAAGAAAGUGAUCAACGCCCACACCCUUGAAAAGUAUCUUGCUUUGGCAACAAGUUUUUGUGAUGCGAUUGGGUUGCGGGAAUCAUGUAUGAUCACACUUAAGACGACAAUGGACAGUACCAUAUCUUGGCAGGUGCGUGGUAUCUCAAUCAAGAAUUGUCGCAGCUACCUGCUUAUAAAGGGCUGGAGGAGGUUCUGCCAGGAGAACAGUCUCAAGAAAGGUGACAUCUGCACCUUCAAUGUUAUCGAAACCACAGUUUGGCAUGUCAUUAUCACGCGCUAUAAAGAAAAGAUAGAUCAGCCCUGCUAUGAAAAACCUUCGGCUUCUAGUAUGAAGCGUAAGAGAGAGGAUGACAGGUCAAUUAGUGAAGAACAAAAGAGGCCAAAAGGCUCCAUGACUUCGUGGUGCAAGGCGUCAUCAAAGACAGGAUGCAUCUUUGAGAUUGGACCACCAGCUUGGAUAAAGAAGGAGAUCAAUAUGUGGGCAAUUAAAAAUCGUCUUUAUUUGCCACCGGUCUUCUGUAAGGCGAUUGGAAUCAGGGAACCUUGCAAGAUCACCCUCAAGACCUCAAUGAGCAGCACCACAUCUUGGCAGGCACGUGUUGUUCCGUACAAUAGGAGCAGCCACCAUGUUAGUGGUCUCCAGAGGUUCUGCCGGGAUAAUGGGAUCAAGGUGGGGGAUGUGUGCACCUUCAAAAUCGUUGACACUACCCUGUGGCAUGUCAUCAUCGAGCCUCGGUAACCUAGUACCAGUUAGCACAUCAAUUCACCUGUGUUUUGGUAUCUGUUGUUAAAAAAACACAGGAUGUUACUGUUCGUAGCAUUGGAUGUACAGGUUUUACCGGUACCUUGACUUGUACUGUUAUAAAUGCUUGAUUGGAACACUUCAGGGAGAGGUCCUGUCUGCAGACUCAGGGUGCAGUUACAAGAUCGAUGUCAUUGGCUUAACUUCAUCGAAUUGAUUAACUUAGAUCGGGUGGUGAUGGAGAGGAAGUUUCAGGUUUGUAAGCUAGCUAAGAUUCAGGUUCUAGCCAAGGUUGAACCUUAGAGAGCAAUCAGAUGCAGCAAAGGUCAAAGUUCACGUUGUUUGUGAACCUACUAUGAGGCUAGAAGUUCGGUUUCAUUGUGGUGGCUUUGAA
Molecule: messenger RNA, 2611 nt
Organism: Panicum virgatum (switchgrass)
Lineage: Eukaryota; Viridiplantae; Streptophyta; Magnoliopsida; Poales; Poaceae
Product: putative B3 domain-containing protein Os04g0347400
Exons: 10
Coding region: 109-2214 (701 amino acids)
Molecular function (GO): DNA binding
Source: RefSeq, a predicted model, not a curated record